Messenger RNA from Macadamia integrifolia, 793 nucleotides. RefSeq names its product inactive protein RESTRICTED TEV MOVEMENT 1-like. Lineage: Eukaryota; Viridiplantae; Streptophyta; Magnoliopsida; Proteales; Proteaceae. Gene Ontology annotation, molecular function: carbohydrate binding. The transcript is spliced from 2 exons. The record is from RefSeq and is a predicted model, not a curated record. The coding region runs from base 164 to 661 and encodes 165 amino acids.
GGGGUAAAUCCUUCUCCCAGAAGGAAAACUUUCCCUUCGUUUUUAUAUAACACCACCCAGACGGCCAGACCCCAGUCUCCUCUUUCUCUGAGACUAAACUCUGAAAGUGAGGCCGCGACUUCUCCUUGAGCCUACAUUCCCUUCACCGAAAAAAAAGGUCAGAAUGGAGAUGAUGAUCAAGGUUGGUCCUUAUGGUUGGAAGUCAAGGGGCAACCCUUGGGAUGAGAAAGGCCAAAGCAUGGUUACCCAGAUCUUCAUAUUCUAUGACAGUGAAACCGUAUAUUCCAUACAGAUUGCAUACAUUCUGGAUGGGAAAUUGCAACUAUCCAAUAUACAUGGUGGUAAAGGAAAUAUGUUUGAAACGGUUGACAUAGAUUAUCCCUCUGAGUUUCUAACUGGCAUUACGGGUUACACCGAUGGCUACUAUGGUAAGGUGGCGUCUUUGACGUUUGAAACGAACCAGAGAAAGUUUGGGCCGUUUGGGCUAGAGGAAGGCAAUAACUUGACUCCCUUCCGCAUUAAGAUGGGGACUAAGAGAAUCUUUGCAGGAUUUCAUGGAAGUUCCGACACAAAUUAUCUCUACUUAAUUGGAGUUUACGUGAAGCCUAUCAAUCCUUUGGAGGAUACCAAAUUAAAUAUUUCAAAACUUUCAAUCCGUUAGUAAAUAGAUCUUAUGACACAAUGGAGAAAAUGCAGUGAGCACAUGGAUUAACCAACGCAAAGUUUUUCUUUCUAUAGUUCUUAAUUGUGAUAUAGGACAAAUGAAUGAACCAGCACAAAGUUUUUCUUUCUA